This is a messenger RNA of Cherax quadricarinatus, 18055 nucleotides long. The record is from RefSeq and is a predicted model, not a curated record. NCBI's taxonomy places the organism in Eukaryota, Metazoa, Arthropoda, Malacostraca, Decapoda, Parastacidae.
AUAAUGACCCAGUAAAACGUGAGUUCUGGUGCACCUUAACAACCCCAACAAGAGAGAGAAGAAACUAGUUCACUUCCUCCUCAACUUGUCAUCAACUCCUUGCAAUCUUUUGCAAUAAUUAAUCAAUAAUGUAACCAGGAUAAUUGACAACUGCCACCAUACAAUGGAAGGAGAGAGUGGGACAAGUGUGGAGGUGUUGGAGGAGGUGUUCCUAGAGACAGCAAUAGAAGGUGCCCCAUACACUGACAAUGGCUCCAUCUAUAACUUGAAUACUGUUUUGGAGGAUCUGAAUAAUCCUGACCUGGGGUACCUGGUACUUUCCCUGCUAGUGGCUAUAUCCUGGUCAAUCUACAUCAUUCUCUUCAAUUCAAGGGUUCAGGGAAGCAUUUUGACUGCCAUCCUCCGCAGAUUUGUGAAAAGCGGUGAUCUAACAAUUGGUUCAUUUUCCUUGUCUGUGCUGUCAGGCAAGAUUAUGUUUCGUAAUGUUGUAUAUGUGACAGAAGAUUACAGCCUUCGCAUUGUUGAUGGAAUCCUCAAGUUUAGAUACUGGCUGCCCUAUGUGAAGCGGGAGCUCUCAGAAGAUAUGUCACACUGUGAUCAUAGAGUGUGGCUUGAACUUAAUGGGCCAGAACUUCAUAUCUACAAUCGGUCACAUUUGUACAGCAGAUUAGAAAAGUCAUUUGGACUGGAAAGUCAGCUUGGGGUCAUGAGUAAGACUGGCAAGAAUGAGGAUGAAGUAACCACUGAAAAUAUGCAUAAUCAGAAUCACGACAUGAGCUUCUGGCAGGAUUGGAGAGACCUUAUUCCUGUCAUAAAGAUCGACCUUAAUAUGGCCAGGUUUGUAUUUGGCAACCGUCUGGUGGCAUCGACGCUGUUGCUGACAACUGACAAAGCAGAGUGCAGCUACACAACCAAGCCAGCAGCCUGCUCACUCGACCACUUCAUGCAGGUCCUCACAACUAAGGCAGAGAACUUUCGGGUCAUCCUUGCCCCAAGUCCAAAAUAUACGGGUGUUUUGGAUGAGCCGCCACGGUAUAUGGGGGAAGGUUUUGUGGUGAUGUCAUCAAAUCUAGUGCACUUCUAUUAUUAUGUGGAUGAGCCAGGUCCAGUGCCAGAGCAUCCUCAGACAAUGCGACUCCCAAAUGGCGACGAAGUGACUGCUUCAGCCCCUGUGUGGGGUCUAGACAUUAAGUGUGCAAAGGGCACCAACCUCAGCUAUGGUCCCUGGGCUGACCGCCAGAGAGAGCAGCUCUUUCGCUUCUUUUUCCCACAAGAUUAUCAGACAGCAAAGAUGCCAAAUGCCCCGGUUCCUGGAGAAUUGCGGCAAGUUCAGCAGUUUGACCUGCGCCUCAGCAUACUAACUGAAGCCACAAUUGAUAUUCUUUUCUCUAAGGAGAAAGAAACUAAUGCUGUGCACAUGAAUGUUCAAAGAGGUUCCUACUUUGAGAUGACACUUCCUUGGACAAUUCACGAGGAUGGUUAUGUUACCAAGAUAAGAGGUCAGCUGUUCCAUGUGGAUGCAUCUACCAGUCUGCAGUACCGUAGCCUGCUCGAAGCCGAGACCCUGGACUACGGGGUGAGCAUCCGCUAUCCUCGUGUGUGGAACCACCACCAGACUUGGAAUAUGCAGUUGAGCAGUAGCAAAGCAACUUACCACUUCCUCUAUGCACAUAAAGAAUUCUUUCAAGAUUUAAUUGAAGACUGGUCUACACGUGUGCCCCCUGACUUGCUCCACUUUGUGCCAUACUCUUGGAAUUUUGUCCUUAAACUUCAACAGUUCGAGCUUGUUACUCUUGCUAAUGGAUACAACUGGGUGGAUUGUUCCUCACAACAUCAAGCCAACGCACAUGUUGCCUUUUGUGGGGAGCUGUUUGAACUGAAAUUCUGUCUACCAUUCGUUGACUUUCUGCCUGAGACGGUCCUUCUCAAGUUUGCAAUUUUGGCUGAAGCUGUAGACCUCAGUCUCUAUCUUCCACCGUCCAACACUUCACGCAACAUCAUCACAGCUCUGGAUCGAAAUGCCAAAUUGGUAGACAAAGAAAACAGACCUAAGCAACUAUUUUCUAAUGAUAAAUGGAGGAAAUUCUGCAAACUCAGUGCUGGGUGGGUGGACUGUUGGCAAGUGCCAGAGCUGAGGCUGGACAUAGGCUACACUUACCAUCCAGUGCCUCCCCUAGGACCCUCACCUCAGGCUAAUGUUUCCACUCCAGAGAAGGAGGAGCUGCUGCUCUCUCCCAUCAGGGCUCCUCAUCGCAAGAAGUCUCCCAUGGAGAUUAUAAAGAACAUUACUCCUGAGCAGUUUGAUCCAACAUCAAUGACACCAGACUGUUUCAGUGUUGAUCUUCAUAUUACUCAACCAUCCGAGAUCAAAUUAUAUGGAUCUAUUCUCCGUCAGUUCAUACAUCUCAAGGAAAAUAUUUUUGGUGAAGAUCAGAAGUUCACUGAUAUGAACCAGACACAUAUAGAGGAAGACGCUCCAGCUGAGCUGAGUCAACACGAGGAAUCCAAAUCCAACAGUCUGGUCGAAGAAAAGAAGCCAGAGUUUGACUGUCGCAAAUAUCGCCAGUUUAGGGUCACUGUUAAUAUUGAUAUAAGAAAUGUUCUUGGUCACCUGGUUAAGGACUGUACUGAGAAUGAUCCAGCAUGUCCAACAGUAGCACUGGACCGGCUGGUAUUUGAGAUGGAUAAGAGGUACAUGGAGACAAUGCUACAGGUAGUGGUGUCACCUCUCAUCCUCAUCACUUCUGACACCAGCCACUCCAGACCGCCAGCUCAUCAGCACCUUCAAACUGGGUUUCUUAUGUUAUCUGGCUUGCAGAUGCGGGGUCACGCCAUGUUCAGUUCUGAGGAACGUAACCUGGAUGAGGAGACUCUUGAGUAUGCUUGGCUCGUUGAGUUAACCAUCGGUACUCUGAGUGGCAAACUUACAACACCACAGCUACAAAAUGUAAUAACAUCACUGGAAGCUUUUAUAUUCACUGUUGAAGACUUGGAGAACAGUCUGAGACAUCCACGACCACACAUGUUCUGUUACCAUGGCACUCCACAGCCACAGUGCCCUCACACUGUCGCCGAGCACUUCUGCCCUACAACCGACGUCAUAAAGUACAAGAUGGUACGAACUUCUGUUGAUGGCCUCUGUCUUAACCUUGUGGAAAGUGGCACCAUCCUUAGCAUUGAAAUCUACCCAAUCCGAGUGGCAACAUGUAACCUUCAUGGCCAGCACACAAGGUCUGGUAUCACCGCCCAUAUUCAGAACAUCAAUGCAAGAAAUUAUAUAUGUGCCCAAGAUGGACUCAAGGAGGGCGCUGGCCGAGGAGAGGCAGCGUCUAUGUGUGGCACAUCGGCAAGUGGUGCUGGCUGCCCAGGGUUAACAGAUGUGUACUCUGAUGACGUAUGGUUGGAGGCAGCAGCAAUUACACUUGGCCCUGUGUAUGUGGAUGCUGCCACCAGCAUGGAUGUUCUUCACCAUGACAUGCAACUCAUACAACACAAGUUUUUGAAGUUACAUGAUGAGAAGACAAAGAGGCUAUGGUUUCUGUGGCCACAAGAAGCCACGAAGGUGCCAUCACAUGUAUUUGGAAAGUGUGGCUGUGUUGGUGGCUGUGCCUUUUUUGGUAACAACAGGAAUGGCUUAACAUUCUUCAAACCUAGCAAACAAGAUUUUUACUCUGGUGUCAAUGUUGCUCACCUCAGAGUAAAUGAAUCGAUGGAAGGUCCAGGUUAUGGCCAGAGUAUCUUACAAGAUGAUCAGUUGGUGUUCAAGGCCGGGGCUUAUUGCGAUCUUUCUCACACCCAUUAUGAUGCAAAUACUGGAACCAGCAAAGACCAGUAUACUUUAAGUUCAGGAUAUGUUAAAAGUGCAUCUCCAGCCACUCCAGCAGAUGUACAUGCAUCACGGGGAAGCAGCUCACUCCACCACACCUCUGACACACAUGCUGCUGAGAGACUCAAUCCCCGUCACAGCUAUCAUAGAGAAGUGUCAGUUACAAGUCACGACUCCAACCCUCAUGUAACAGAAGUAGAGUCCAAGGGAUCUGGAGGUCCUGGGGACUCGAGCACUCUUCGUGCCACAAGUAAAGAUGUUGUGUUGGGGGUUCCAGGAGCAGCAGAGGGACUCGCCACACCUGGUAGCCUGUCUGAUCUGCGACGAUCUGCUGACAAUGUAAAUUCUAGUCGACAGAGUAAGAUGCCAUCUAGUCUAUCAUUGCAAACAGAGCUACCGCUCCAUGCUGCUAGUGGACACAAGCUUUCUGUAAGUGGGAUGAGAGAGUCCAAUUCAAGACAGUCUCUGGCUAGUCAACACAGUCUGUUGGCCAGUGUACAAAGAACUGUUUCUGUUGGCAGUGAGACUCAGUCUGAGGCCUUCUUCUCUGCUGAUGAGGACCAGAUGACAAUUGUUGGCAAUGGGGAAGGCACGUUGUCACGGGUGUCCUCGCAGCUGAGUCUUCCUACAGUGCCAGAGGACCAGCAGCAACCACAGUCUCUCACUGAUUGUCACUCAAGUGAGACAUCCACACCACCCACUCCUCACCAUGACUCAGCUAUGCUCACUAUAAAUUCAAAUGGUCAUUACAGUGUUGAAGAGGGCCAUAAAUGCCAGUCGAUCUCUUGUAGUAGGAACAGACACAAUAGUUCCAAAAGUAUGAGCAACAAGAGCAGCAGCUGCAGCAGUAGUGGACAAAGUCCAUGUCUUGACCAUAGCCAAGCAUCACUCAUACAUUCAGUUGGUUCAGAGUCUUGGAGAGCAUGGGAGAGUGAUCGUCCACCAAGAUCAUUGAAGAAAGCAGACAGGAUCCAGGCCUCUUUGGACUGUAGUGGAGACAGCAGCUCAGAGGUGGGAAGUGUCUCCAGCACCUCAUUUAUAUCAGCAGUAUCAUCCCAGGAGGACAUUGCCCUGGUAGACCUACACAUGCAGCUUAAUAAGCCUAUCACUGAGUCACCUCUGCUCAUGUCUUCGUACAUCAACCAUAUGACUCAGCUUCGAUGCCUCAACUGGGAUGCCCCAAUGCCAAGCUUCCAGUCCAGUACCAGCCAACCCUCUGAAUGCUAUACUCCUGUCUUUGAGAAGAUUAGUGAAGGAUUCACUGCUAUACGAAUGGUGGAAGGCGGAAGGCAUGGCCCAUCACGGUCGCCUCCCCCAGUAUCUGGUCGCACCCCAUCUCACCCUUAUACCUGGGACACUCCCAUAUUCACUUGGGGAGACAUACAAGAGGAUCAGAGUCAUGAAGACCUGCAGGAUGUUGUGGGUGGGAUGUGUGAGCCCAACACCACCCGCACCACAGUCGUCAUCAAACUCAAGAAAGAUGUGGACAUUAUGUUAUCACCUAUGGCACUGGAAUCAGCACAGCUCUUCCUUGAGGCAUUGACUCCAGUCUUAGAAAGUCUUCAUCCAUUGUCUAUCAUCAACCACGCCCACAUGAGGUCUCUGUCUGCUGUUGCUGGCCAGAAUACUCUGAAGAAGAAGCGUUACAUGUAUUGGUCACGCCUACGGGAUAAAAUGGCUGGUACACCAGAACAGUCAGCAGUGCUCAGCACAACGUAUCAGGAGAGUUGCUUCCAGCAGAUGCAGGGCCAAGUCACAGUACCCAGGAUAAAUGUAACCUUACUCCAAGCAUCAGUAGUAGAAGAAGUUAUUUCCUUUUCUGCUCUUGAUAAUAUCCGAGACCUUACAUGUGUGUCCCUCAUCUCUGUGAGUUUGGACAGUGUCACUCUUCAAUUUUACUCUGGCCAUCAGUCAAAGAAGUCUGUGCAGAUGUACAUGAGGAACCCGCAUGAUCCUGUCAUGCAGAAGAAGAGCAAGUCCAAAGCCCGACAGACUGUGGACUUGUUGGCUGAGCCAGUGUAUAUUGAAACCUCAGAGCGACAGCAAGAGGAAAACAUGGUCUCUGUUGAUGUAAAUAAAGUGCAUGUGCAGCUACGACGCCUUAAGAAUGAGAGUGCACUUCUCAAGGAUGCAAGUGUUACAGCUAUACCCAACCACAGGUCUAAGGUGUUGUUCAGUUUUCGAAGAUGUGCUCGGGGAGACGACAGUGAGAAUGGUGGUGCCAGUGGAACUCCAGUCAUGGAGGAUGAUCGCAUGGGUUUCAUCAUGUUUGAAGCUGGCCUUGAAAAUGUUGCACUGAGAGCUGUGAAACGGAAAGGUUUUGGUCAGCAAACAGAGGGAGGUGGUAGACACGAUGGUAGUGCCCCAUGUGGAAACAAUGGUCCUGCAGCAUCUGCAGGCAGUGGGGCUGCUCCAAGCAGUAGUUCAGCUCCUGGUACAUCCACUACUGAACCCCAAAGAACAGGUCCUGAUUCCCGCCGUGAACUGUCUGACCGUCUUUGUUCUGCGUCCUUGUCUCAAGUUUCUAACAUAUCAAGUCAUUCAGGAGUGGAUCACUCUCUUUCAUCAGGCAAUGACAGCCUUAAAGACCUACCAGUAGUUCAGAUGAAGGGUGACAAGAGAGAUAUAACUUCCUUUGUGGUGGAGCUGAGAACUGUCUGGUUUAACUUUGCUGCUCCUCCACAUACUCCUAUUACCAAGAAAAUUGAUUAUACCAGACUGGACUGGAAUCUGCUCAGUACAGCAUCUCCCUCCAUCAAUGCCUGGAUGAACCCUAGUGAUCGGCUGACUGUGGCUGUCAUCCAGUUUCUCCAUGCUUCAGAGAGCCGCAGGCUGGGGGUCAUGGCAUCCUUGAUGGCUGAAGCAUUGGAUGUGCAGUCUCUCCAUGUUCCUGUUAAGAACAAGUAUGAGAAGUUGAUGCCUUUGAGCCAGACUCUUCAGGAGGAUCCAUCCUGCCAGCUGUGCACUGUGCUGCGUCGCUAUGUCCUGCAGUCUUCACCACGUACCAUUGAGGGCAACCUCCUCCCACCACAUCUUCCCAAACUUGCUACACUCAGACAGGGAGUAGUUGUGCUGAGUCGACAAUGGAAGAAUGCUCUCUACAUGCCCCUGCUGAUGGAACAAACAUUCAGGAACAAGCAGACACGACCCACCUACACAUAUAGAGCAAAUGCCGCUCCUGAGGGUCGCACAACUCCAAGAUUUGAUCCCAGCCUGAUGGCCGGAGAAGUGACAGAUGAAAAAACUACACUGCUGGAGGCUGAAGGAGGUUCCCUCAACUCUCAGCCAGGUCAUGAAUCAGAUGGCAGUGUUACAAAUGGUGGUGAGGAUGUGACUGAUGGUGUGAUGAGUUCAGAGUCAACACAGCUUCCUCCUCGUCGCUCCCUCCCAUCUUAUCCCCCAAGGUCAUCCAGGGCUUCUGUUAUCCUGCCAAGCUUCAAUACCAAUUUUGAAUCACCAGCAAGGUUUCAGUUUCCAAAAUUUGGUGCAAAUAUUGGUGGCCACUUAGCAUUUUUGCGUGGAGGUCAACCAUCUGGUGGCGGAGCAGCUGGUGGUGUAGCAGCCCGGGAUAAUCAUAGUGGUGGUAGCAAAAGUUCUGGCUCAGACAAUGUAUCAUCCUCUAGCUUAGAAGGUGGACGGGGGUCUGGCCUGGCAACUCCUGGACGACCUCCUACUGUUACCUGUGAAAAAGACCAUGAAAAUUUAUACAAUUGGAUGGUACGUCAACAGGAGUAUGCACGCACCACAGAUGCUAACAGGCCUACGGUAACUUUUCCACAGCAGGAAGGUCUGAACCAUAAGACAGAAGGUGGCAGUGAACGUAGGGAAUACCAAUCAGCCAGAGACACCAACACUUUCCUUGAGCCUCCACAGAGUGCUCACUUUCUAGAAGCUCAUGUCAUCUUUGAACCUCUACUUUCAGCAAUUGGAGUCAUCACUCAGCAGGUGACAGGAGGAGCUCUUGACCAGCUGGGAUCCAAUGUGAGCAUCACAGGAAGUGUGGAGACUCUUAGAGUGGACAUCAUAGAGUCAGAGGCCUCCAAACAGAACCGCAAGAAGAGAAAGACUGGUCUGCAUCCAGGUAACACAGUCAGCACUUCUGGAGACAACUGUGAAGCUACUGGUAAAUUCUUCUUAGACAUUGGAAGUGAGGUUCCAGCCUUUCUUUGUGAGCAUGUUGGACUAGAAAUUGAUGUGAGCAAAGUGGCAGAUGACUCCAGAGAGUGGGUGAGCCAUCAACCAACGCUGUUUGUGUCACGUAGUGCACUAAAGCAACACACAUCAACCAUGGUUCACUUCUCCCUCAAUGUUAACUACAUUGCACAACAGUAUCAGAAUGUCAGCAAAACAUUCUAUGGAAUAUGUAUAACCUUUGAAGGCCCAGACCUCAGCUCUGAAAUGUCACAGUCCAAGAAUCCUCCCCCUCCCCAAAAGGAAAGUAUUAUUUCUUGUGAAGUUGCCAGUUAUGAAUUAACAGAUCACCACAUUGCAGAGUUGCAUGAGGGUGAAUAUAAGGGCAAUGAGUACAGCCUGAGUAUCAGCGAGGAACAGGCGACAGUUUCAUCCCUUACAGGCAUCAAAGGUCCCCGGGGCUCUGUUGUUUCAUCUCUGUCCGCUCGCAUCUCUCCGCCGCCCAUCACCUCUAGAGUUGCUCGACCACAGAGCUUUGCUCAGAGACUCAGAUCCUCAACUAAGAUGAGUAAAGGCUACACAAACCUUGGAACAGAGCGAGGCACUGGUAGUCCUCUGUUCAGCAUCAGUGUGAGUGGUUCUGGACUCGAGGGAGCCACUAUUUGCUCAUCUGACAAGUCUCCAUUGCUGGGUCCUCCUGAAACUGCCACACCCCCAGCUAAUGUAACUGCCACACCCAAGUGCUGGCGUAAUAUUUAUUACCUCCUGGACCUAUACACCACAACUCCUGAGACUAAGACAGUUCAACAAAGAUCAUCAGUAACUGGUGAUGCCUCAGAAGGAUACAAAGGCAGUCGUAAAUAUGAUAUUCUCAAGGAAAGUAAGCCUGAUAUUGAAGCUGGUCCAAUGCCCACUGUGUCUUCACCUCCGGUAGUGGCUGACAAAACUAAGGAACUUGGUUUGAUUUCUGGAGAGAGAACACCAUUUGUCGUAUUUGGCCUUGCUAAAAUUCAUCGAACAAAACUGCUUGCAACACUAAGUGGACUCAAACUGGAAGCAGAAAUGAAUGCUGUUCAUUCUUCACUGACUUUUAGAGAGAAAGUUCGUGGAGCUAGAACCCCAGUUCGAGCCACCCAGCGUACAACUUCAGAACUCUCUCAUACAGGUCACAUUGGAAACACCAUGAUAGUUCUUCUUGAAGGCAUUGCUCCAAACCAACAGACAGUAGUGCGGGUAACCAUUGGAAAGAGUCAAGGACUUUACUCCAGUCUCUCUCGCAAGACCAAAGAUAAGAACUCAGCACUUAUCACCAUUGGAGAUGUUCAUGUUGACAUUCCCCAGCACCCUGUCAUUCUUCACGACAUGAUGACUCGAGGCAGCAAGCAGCUCUCCUCAACACUUAUGGAGUUGCGUGUUGCACGUCCAAGUGCAAGAUUGAGCCGGGGAGCAACUGUUGAUGAACCAGAUGUAACAGCCUCACCACGGCCCCCUCAAGAACCUCCAGGACCACAUGAACCCAUCCCUCCAGAUGCUCUGCUCAACCCACUAGUCAUUCAGUUCUCUAUCCUAUUGCAGAGUUUGAGCAUCCAAGCUGCUCUCCUACCUUCACUGCAAGCCCAGUACCGCAUGGAGCAGGUGUCUAGCUUAGGAAUCACUGGAGCCAAGGCCAAGUUUACUGUACAUCUGCCAACACAUCACCUCUCCUUCUCCACCAGACUGCAAGACCUGCCAAUUGAGACGCACCUUCCCUCAUCGGCCAGCAUCCAGUUGCCUCAAGUACAUGUUGAGGCAGAAUUAAUUCAAGAUGACCCUGGCCGCACUGAUCAACAUGCAGCAGCUGAUGGUAUGGUCCUGCGUGAGGGGAACUACCUGAGUGCCGUGGCAGAGAUCGGUGCACUGGAACAUAGCUUAACCACUGACCUGCUCAACCACCUUGUCUUUGUCCAGAAAGUCUUCAUGAAAGAAGUCAAUGAAGUUGUGCAGAAAAUGGCAGGAGGAGACAAACCUGUACCACUAUGGACAGAGGAGGGACCUAGUCAUGUCUCUCAGCCUCAGCGACUUCUCUUUACACUUCAGCUUCGACUUAAGGGAAUUAUCAUCACAGCAACAACACCUACGCAGUCAGCUGUGAGGCUGGAAACUGGCAUUGUGGAGCUGCAACUUAGCAAUCGUGUGGAGAACAUUAGCCGGCCAAGCCGUACUUCCUCUGAUCCUACUCAGCCCAUGAAAAUAUUUGGCAAAGCACAGGUGGAUAUCAAUGUGGCCCUUGGACAGCUCAUCAGGAAUGACAUGUUUGAGGAAGCAGAGCCAGAGUUUCAGCAGUUGGCAUUCUUCCGAACAAGAAUAUGUUUGCGCAAUGCUUUAUACAAUGAGAUGUUGAGUGUUGGUGAUGAUGGGGAGGUGGUGCUUAUCACACUAACACGACCACUGGUGUGCGUUCAACCACUCGCAGUAGACCGAGCUGUUCUCGUGUGGCUUAAUUACAAAAAUGCUUAUGAGUAUUGGAGUGAACAGCGUGCAUCUCUGAACAAGGAGGUACUAACAGCCACACAACAAGUUUUUGAAAAGGUUCCCCAAUUUUCUUUCUCCUCACUCAUGUCUUCUGCACUGCGUAUACAUAGCAACUGCUACUCAACUUGCGACAGUAGAUUGAAUACUGUAAGCCAUCAGGUAGAUUCAACAGAGACACGUGAUGCUCUGGUGGUAACAUUGGAGAGCACCAUCAUUUCUGCAUGUAACUCUGGCUCACUGGUGUGUAAAGCUCGCUUCAAGGGAUUCUGCAUGCGCUUUGCUCCCGAGUUUGAGACAAGCUUGGAUGACUGGAAACCUGAUUUUAAGGAUACGACCAUCAAUUUGUGCACAGUUUCUGAGGGAACAUACGAGGUUUGCAGUCGCACUGUUGCUGGACACUCUGAAAAGGCAGAAAAUGCUAAAUGGCUGCUGAAUGUCCAGUGGCAAAUGGAAGGAGUUGACCUACACUUGGAUGUAAACAUUGGCAAGCAUUUGAGCGCACUGGCUCGUACACUAACCAUGCUCACCGGUGCUCCUGACACUGCUGGGCCUCAAGCCAAUUAUGAUUCAGAUGAUGACGUUGACCACAUUGAUCCUGCUACAUCCCAGCAAGAAUCAUCUGCUCUGCGGAGACAAUUUACGUUCAAUGAGAGCCUCCCAGCCUUCAUAUUUGACCCCAGUUUGGAUGCUAGACAGAGAGCCAAGCUCCUGGAAAUUGAAAUGAAUGAACAAGCCAAAACAGUAAAUGAUCUUAAAAUGCUGGGAGCCUCUGCAUCUACCAUAGAACAAGAAAUGCGGCGACUACAGGAGCUGGAAGCAGUAGUAUUCCACGAUUUCCGGCGGGACGUGAUAAAGAAACUCCGUCGUCAGAGUGUGAAGGCAACAUCCAUGAAGGACAGGCUGGGCCUGGGACCCAAACCUCAUUUGAGGUCCAAGAGCUUCAGAGUUCCCUCACCCACUAUUGAAGUAAAAGAACCGGCAGUGAGCUGUGGAAGUCGGGGCAGUAUUGACCAGGCAUCCAUAAGUGUAGACAGCUCUCCAUGCCACACUGCCAAUGAUGCCACAGCUCAGAAGGUCAAGUUUGUGGAUGGAUCAUCUCAAGGCCGGCACCUGUCCUUCACCAGCGGGUCAUCAGACUCCUACCCAACAGAUGACAUUGACAAUGGCGAUGUGUUCUUGUCCUCACCAGGACAUGCACGAACUAUUACUCCUACUAAUGUGUCUGACACAGAGACAGAUACUAUUACCAUCACUAACUUCAGCAGUGACAACAUAAGAAGUGCAGUGAACAAGAGUGUCAGAGGAUUGACAGGCUUGGUGAAUGUCCUAGACAGUGACAAAACUCAUAGUUAUGUUGAUGGCAGUUACUUCAAAGAUGAUGGCACACAGGGUGGUGGCAGUGGCAGUACCCCUGGCACAGCAACAGCACCACUCUCUGGCCACUCUAGCACUCAUAGCUCAGGUCCCAUCACUCCAGGUGGUGGACAUGGCUCAAGUAGCUCAGGCACAGUCAAGCCCCUUGACCCUAGCAUUGACUUGGAGCUGGAUGUGAGAGUGUGUAUCAGCUCUGGCAUGUGUAACCUAUAUACCAAGUGUGUGUCUAGGGAAGAGGAGAAGAGGAUGAAAAAGGAACGAAGUUUUUCUGGGGGUAUAUCAGAAACCCCCAGUAGUCCAGGCUCGCUUCGUAAAAAAAAUGAAGCGCGCACCAAUAUAUCAACUGGUAAACUACGAGCACCACCACCACCUUCACUGUCUGUGUCAGCUGAUACUGUGUUCUAUAUCCCUGGUCUUGAUGUAAAGGUCCACUAUGAGUCACACAAUAUUCACGAAGAAACUCCAGUUGGGAGUGGUGGUGGUGGGUUUGGCAGCAGCAAUGCAGGUGUGCAGCAGGAGGGAUCCGGCUGGUCACCUGCCGGCACAACAGGAGGCAGCGGUAGUCUAGGUGGCAGCAGUUCUCGCAAGAGUGGCAUCGGCAGUGGAGGUAUCAAGCGUGCCUCGCUCUUCACUUGGCUAACCUUACAGAGCAUUCAGAAAGAGACCACAGUGAGCCCUAACUUUUUGGAGUUCCGGGAGUUAGCUCUGGAACCUCUGCCUGUACCUGAGCCCCAAAACAAGUCUCCUGCUGCCUCUCAAGGUUCUCAUGCCAGCCGUCUCCGCAGCUCCGAUUUGGCAACCUCGCCUCUGGCAGCACUCACAGACAGUGAACGGAAGGACUCUCUCAGUGUCAUGGUGGAAUUUGUUAAGUUUCACAUCUCUAGGUCACGUAAAAUCAACUUUAAACCAGAACUGAGCACAAAACUGAAAACCUCCAAUAUUGCAGACUCAGCUAAAGCCAUCAUAAGGUUCUCCACCAUUGUGGACAUAGGAGCUGCACACUUCAAAUAUGACAUGCGAAGACUGACAGAAAUUCUAGCCUUUCCCCGAGCCUGGUACAGGCGAUCAAUUGUGAGGCGACUGUUUUUAGGAGACUUCACAGGUGGUGCCAUGUCAAGUGAGUGGGAUGAAGUGAGUCCUGCAGCUUCCUCAGGAGAGUCCCCUCCCAGUCACAAUAUAUCAACCAAGCGUCACUCCUCAAGUUCAGUAGAGGGUAUUGACACCAGUCGGCGGGAGAAUGGCAGCAUUGAUAGCAGUGGCAGUCGGUCAACACCUACCACAUCACAGCCUUUAGGUACUGCUGGUGCUGGCAGUCGGGCACGCGAUAAACUCCGACUUAAUUUUGAUUCUGGCGUCAAUAUCAGGAAAAGUCCAAAACUAGCAGGCAGGAAAACAGAGGGUAUCAGCGAAGAGGAAAUUGAUGGCUUUAGUUUACCUGGCGGCUCACUAGAUGCAGCUGAAACUUCUGCUUGUGGUACAGCAAGUGAAACAGAGAUAGCAGGGACCACUCAAGCCACAAACAAGGCUGGCUCAUGGGAAACUCUGGUGCUCUUUGCUGUCAACUUCACUCGUCUCAGCGUGCAGAUGAACAUGGGCAACGUGAUGGGCAAUGUUGUUUGGACAACCAAAGACUUCAAGGCCAAUGGGAGACUAUCAAUUGGAAGCACAGGUCACAAGAACAUGUACAUUGGUCUUGGUCUGGGAGGGUCUGGUCUUGAUGCCAAGGGAGGCAUUGUGGGUGGCACCAUUGAACUUUCAGAAAUAAACAUGUAUUUAAAAAUUCAUGAAGACCCAGGCACUGAGCCAGACCACACUAUUGGAGUGAAAUUAUUUGCAUCACAGUCACGCCUAGACUACAUGGGAACAAGUGUUCUAAUGGGCAGGGUGUCAUCCUUCGGUGUUACAUUGCGAGACGAGUGGAAACUUAAGCAGUGUGCCGACAGUGAUGAAGAUACUACACGCAGAGGUGCUACUAUAUUCAUCCUGGGAGACCUAGAGUGGGACCAACUGCAACUCAUCAUCAGCAAGUCCACUACUGCUGACCUUCUUAAGAUGCAUCACAAGCUUGAUGAGUUCUUCUCGCAGCAAUUCAAAUCGAGUAAGAGGGUCUUCUCUUCCCUCCAGCCCACCAGGCAUAAAUCUUCUGUCAAACAAAGACCCAAAGAUGGAAACCGCAAACUGGCUAGUGUCUUGGGUGUUGCAUCAGGCCAGGAUGCUCGUCACCACCGUCACUGGCAGGGUGUACUGUACCGUGUGUCUGGGCUGCGGCUCACCACUCUGCCACUGCCCCUGCCAGACUCAGGAACUGUCUUGGGUGGUUCACUGGAGCUUCAUGGCAAAACCAUAUCUCUGGCAUGUUUCCAUGGUGUGAAUUUCAGAAGUAAAUCCUGGGCACUGUUCAGUCUUCAGGAACCAUACAUUAACUUCACCUCAGAAGUACAAGAAGUGCCAGGAGACCCUCCACGUGACACACACAUUGUGCAGAACCUGACCUUCAGCUUGGGAGUGAUGGAGCAGACUCAUGCACAACAUGUCUCUAUGGCCACUGUCUGCAGGAUCACCAGGAACAUGGUCUUUCCUCCACAGUUCCGCACAAUACAAGAAUGGUUUCACUAUGCCUUUUGUACCUCUGAACUUGAUAAUGUGGACCGAUUUCCAUCCUUGGAUCGCAGUGACAGCUUACCAUCAUCAGAUGGCAAGCGGACAUCAACACGCUUGCAGGACCACAACCACUCUUCAGAAACUAUCUUUGCCUUACCUUCUAUGCAGAUUCAUCUGAACACCAAACAUCUACAGACAGCAAAUACACCAGACUUCAUGGAUGACAAGCCAAAAGUGGAGUGUUCACUUGUGACAGAAUUCCAGGAUCACAUAUUUGUUGCAGUUGAUGCUGAGAAUUUCUUCUUCCUUCAUGAUCUGAUUGCUUCCUAUGUGAAGGACACAAAGGAGAAGAUGGCCAGGAAAACAAAAGGGGCUGGUGCUGAUAAUGAGAAUAAUAAAGAAAGUGGAGAUAAGAAACCCAAGGUGGUCCGGGUCAAUGAACCAACACAGUUGCUUCAACAAGAUUAUCGAGAAUUCACUUGCCCCACCUGGCAUUUGGAACCGACUGUAAGGCUUUUGUCUUGGGCUACCAAGAAUUUAGAGCCAUAUGGUGUGGACUAUAUUCUCCAGAAGCUUGGGUUCAGUCAUGCUAGAACUACAAUUCCAAAAUGGCUUCAACGAGGAUGUAUGGACCCUUUAGACAAGGUUUUGUCCUUGCUGAUGUUUCGUAUGAUAGCUGCCAUAUAUGACCAUGACAGUGCCAAUAGGUAAUAGAUAGAUUUUACAUAAGUGACAAAUAUGGAGAAUGUGCUAUUUACUGAAGAUUUAGAAAACAUUUCUGGAGGAUCUUAAGGCUAAGUCACCUGCUGCAUUGCCUAAGCUCAAGCCCUCAAACUUAGUCAAUUGUAAGCAUUGUAGUGAAAAAUGUUUAAGCAAAGAUAUCUGAAUAGGCCUUUUAGUGUUGGUUGGUGUUAAGAAAUAUGAUACAUUGGGCAUACAGUAUAUUAUUGUACUCUAUUUCCAGGUUUAGAUAAAUGUUGAGAGGCUGCACAGAAGUGUCAAUGUUGCUAGGAAAGUAAUUACUAAAAUGUGGGAAUUCAGUGCUGUUGUUUUAUUAGUUUAUGUGCUCUUUAAUAUAUAAAUACCAAAGCAGGUCAACAAAGUAUAUAGUGUAGCUUGCCUACCUAUGACAUAUUUCUAGUCAAUCUGAUAAUAUUUAUAGAAAUUAGAUUGAAUUAUAAUAUAAGAAUUGUUUUAGAAAACAUUUCAGGUAUGUAAACCUAUUUCUAAUGUCUGUGCCAUAUGUGUAACAUUGUUGCAGGUAUAAUCAUACCUCUAGAUCUGUAGUACAAGAAAAAUAUUCAUCAGAGGGGAGAUUGUUUAAUGGGAUCAACAUUGACUUGUACCUCCAGAGAGAUGAAUAUUUUCUUUAGAUCACCUUGAAUAGGAGGAUAUUGGCAAAGAGGUAAUAUUUUCUUUUAGACAGUCUGUUUUAUAGGUAAGCAAGAACAUAAGUAUAUGGUCACAUUAAUGUAAUGAACCAGUUGUACUGGUAAGUUUAUUUUUUAAAAAUUUUCCUUUACCAUAAAACAUGCCUUAUAUAUUUUGACACAUUUCAGGUCUACAGUUUUUUAAAUGUCAUGCUUUUUGCUGUGUCUUUUCAUUUUAAAUAAUGAGAGUAUAUAGUGUUUUUUUAAUUUUCUGUAAACUGCAUUAAGAGAAACUUUAUACAGAGGAGCUCCAUUAAGAAUUGUCAAAUAUUUUACUUGUCAUUCCAUUGUUUUGUAACCAUUAUUAUUUAAAUAAAUGCAUUUUCAAAGUUAUAUUUAUAAUAAAAAUAUUUUUAAUUUUUAUCAAAGUUUGGUGUAAACUCAUGGCUAGACAGAAUGAGUCCAAGUUCUGACUGGACAAGCUUCCCUCUUAUGGCCAGACAGGUUGAUAAUAGGCAUCCAGCUUGUAUCUAGAUGGGCUGAGAGUGAGCAACCAGCUGAAGAGGCCUACGAGUGCCAAAUACUUUUAAUGAUACAUAUUGGUAUAUCGUGAAAAUUAUAUUGAGUAGCAUAAAGAUUUUAAAUAGACAGUCUUUAUAAACGGUAAUAUAACUUCAUUUAAAAAAAACAAGCAUUUAUAUAUUUUAAAUUACAGUCCCCCAUCCCUGUGGGCCAGCAUUGUUUGGAAUUUCAGAAUGAAGGUAUCUAGGACAGCACCCCAUAAUCAAAUAUUAACAGUGCAGCGAAAACAUAUGAAUACUCACUAAGUAGGAUAAUUAAGGACUACAAAUAGAGUAAUAUAUUGAUAAAUUAAAUUAUAGACCAGAACAUAAUUCUCAAGACUGUCCUUGUGGCUUAGCGCUUCUUUUUGAUUAUAAUAAUAAUCUCAAGACUGUCUUCUCUCUGAGUACCUUGUGGCUUAGCACUUUAUUAUUAUAAUCACAAAAAUUCUGAUUAAAUUCCCAUAAUGCAAUUCACCUUGUUCAAGGCCAGCAAUUGUUUGGGUACAUUUAUUCUUUUAGUAGGUUGGAUUUGUGAAGGACCUGCUAAGUAUGGGCCAGCUGCAGUGUUCCUCCUUUCUUAUUUUGAGUGGAACAGUCUGCCUAAUAUGGUUACUGAGGCAGGUUCAUUCUUUUAACAGUAUUUGCUAAACCGUUUUUAAUACUACUCAAGAAAUGAGCUUUGAUAAUUCUGUUUACUCAAAUGAGAAGGGUGGGACUUGCACAUGCGUGUUUAUCAAACCCAGGAAGUGGCACCUCCGAAGAAAAUUUCAAUUUUUAAAACUUUUCCAAUUCCAGAUAAAGGGAUGGGGACUAUUAAUAAAAAGAAAAGUGCUAAACACACAUGGGUCAACCUUUUAAUAUAAUGGCCAAUUGAGAACUAGUCCACUUUUAACUAUUAUAUUAUUUCAGGCACUUUGCUACCUCUUUCCUACAUGAGAUGUUUAAUUUUUAUUAUAUAAUCUCUUGAUAAAUAAAGAAUACUGUUUCAGGUUAAAGUCUGUACAAUAGAAUAUAGUUUUUAAAGUUUCAAGGUCCAUUAAACAGGUUAGAUUGACAGUAAAAUAAAACUUACAAUAAUUCACUUUAUUAUUUAUGAGACAAUUACUGCACAGUUUUUGCUAUACAGAUGGUAAACAAUUAUAUAUUUUUAUUUUUUCAACAAGUCGGCCGUCUCCCACCGAGGCAGGGUGACCCAAAAAAGAAAGAAUAUCCCCAAAAAGAAAAUACUUUCAUCAUUCAACACUUUCACCUCACUCACACAUUAUCACUGUUUUUGCAGAGGUGCUCAGAAUACAACAGUUUAGAAGCAUAUACGUAUAAAGAUACACAGCAUAUCCCUCCAAACUGCCAAUAUCCCAAACCCCCUCCUUUAAAGUGCAGGCACUGUACUUCCCAUUUCCAGGACUCAAGUCCGACUAUAUGAAAAUAAAUAAUUUUUAUACCUUCAAGUAUAAAAUACAUUACAGAGGUACUGAGAAACUUAAAAGUCAUCUCUUGUAAAACUCCCCUAUAUAGUGCAAUUUUUUGUAAAUACAAAAGAAAAGUUCAUCCAAAAUUGAAUAGGUCUUCAAUCAUAUUAUAUAGAGUAGCUGUAUAAGAGACUUGACUAUGACAAAAAAAAAAAAUCCAAACAGUAACUCUCUUGCCAUUAUAUAACUAGUAUGCCUAGUCAAUUCUAU